CCAAAUAAACGCUUAUUCAUUAUUGGAGUUAACCUUCAAAGAAUUGGCGCGUGAGAUAAGAUGGCAGCGUCCAGGGUACGGGUGUCACUCGAAUUUGUAGGAAAUGACGAGGUCGUUCGACACAUUGUGACCGUUAAUGAUGUCUGCUCAGCCAAAAAGCCAAGGAGGUCAAAAGUGCAAACUCUAGCAUCAACACCCUCUCAGAGACCAGUGAGAUCUACCAGAAAGUCGGUCAAUUAUAAGGAGAGCCUCUUGGAAUUUGAUAAGGACUUGGCAGAUUCAUCAGAUGAGGAUAAGAAUAAUGAGGAAAAGGAAGACAUUCACUUCAACAAAACACCAGAUGUACUGCUCGAUGAAACAGGUAUUAAAGGAGCCGAUGUUUAUCAAUUCAAGAAGAUCAAGCGGACUGGACAGAUGGCACAACUGGCAAGAAGUAGUGUCACACCAAUGUCAAGCAAAAAGCAAACUCAAAAGGUUGGGUCAAGAGGGAUAAGAAAAAAUACGUGUAGAAGAACCUUACCUGAUUCAGAUGAUGAUAGUGAGUCCUCAAAGGUAUCUACAUGUAGCUCUGGGGAAGACAGCAGUGAUGACAACAGUAGCACUCAUAGCAAGCACAGUACCACACCUACAUACAAGUCAGGAAGGAAUGUCACAGGGAGUGCAACAUGUGGUGACGGAAAGGUUGUAACACCUGCCAGGGGUUCUGCUGUAAAGGGUCCCAUGACACGCAGGAGAACCAGAGGGGAAGUUGAACUGCCCAACAUGGCAGAAGAAUACUUCUCGGCACAUUCUGGUCAGUCAAUGACCUCCGACCACACUCUGGCCAGACUAGCAAUUCCACAGAUGGAUCAAGAGCAGGUUCACAAGGCACUAACUAAUACCCCAAAUAGCUACACUGAAGAAAUCCAAGAGAUGUAUCAGGAAUACAGAGGCUUGUUUAAUAAGUGGAUGUUCCAGUUAAGCAAUGGCUUCAAUCUGAUGUUGUAUGGUCUUGGUUCUAAGAGACAUCUUCUAGACAUGUUCAGGGUAGAGAUGUUGAGCAGCUGGAAUCAUGUUGUGAUCAAUGGAUUCUUCCCAGGACUUACUGUCAAAAGUAUCUUGAACAGCAUAACUGACGAUGUAUUUGACCAUGCAGUCGGGUUUCGUAGUCUAGCUGAGCAGUCUGAGUAUAUCCAUAACAUAUUAGAAGAACGUGAAGAGCCAUUGUUUCUAAUUAUUCAUAAUAUUGAUGGAAUGAUGCUUCGAGGACACAAAGUUCAGUCCUUUCUUUCAGCAUUGUCUCAGUCAGCUUUCGUCCAUAUCAUUGCAACAAUUGAUCACAUUAAUGCUCCACUAAUCUGGGACCAGUCCAAAUCCAGCAGUUUCUAUUGGGUGUGGUAUGAUGUCACAAUGUUUGAACCUUAUACGGAGGAAACUUCUUAUGAGAAUUCACUCUUGGUCCAGCAGUCUGGUGUUCUAGCACUUAGCUCACUCACUCAUGUUCUACGAAGUCUUACGCCUAAUGCCAGGGGCAUCUUCAACCUCCUUGUUGAGUAUCAGCUAUCACAUCAGGACAAUGCAGCAUAUCAAGGGUUGUCCUUUCAUGACUUGUACCAGAGGUGUCGUGAAGCUUUCCUUGUUAACAGUGAGUUAACACUCAGGGCCCAGCUGACGGAAUUCAGAGAUCACAAACUUGUCAGAUCUAAAAAGGGAUUGGACGGUGUAGAGUUUCUUUUGAUUGCUGUUGACAAUCAAACACUUCAAGAAUUUCAACAACAGGAAGAGGUGUAAGGGAUGGACUGAUUGAUUGGCUACAGUUGAUGGUAUUGACAGUUCACAAAGGUGACUUUAUAUUGCAUGCUUGAUACUGAACAGUGGAAAGUUACAAUGAAGUGACAAAAGUAUGUUGGGAACCUGUAUGGAAAGCGCUUCAACAAGUUGUCGCUGUUAAAUUCCUGAUAAAUUGACUGCUACAGUAGAUGUCACCCGCUAUGAGCGAGAUUGCCAACAUGACAGUGGAUUGAUAAUGCAAGGGAAAACAUGAAGCAAGUACUCUUACAUGUACACGUGCAUGCACCUGUUAUUCUGCAAAUUGUGUCAGAAAUUGAAUAUCAAAUAUGAUUAUCUGUGUUCAUCAUAUGUGCAUGAGCUUUACUGCAUUUAUUAACCAUUUAUUGUGUUUGCAUUGGACUUUUCCUCUUUUAAUUGGGACUCCAUUUUGGCUUGUCUACAUGUACAUGUAUUUGUGCCAGCAGUGACUGAUUGUUGUUUCCAUUUGUGGUUAACCAAAUGUAGCACAGCAUGUAGUGGUUAUUUUACGUGGCUGACGUUUCCUGUAUAUUUUCUCCCAAACCAAAACUCGUUGUACAAAGCCUGGUCUUAUUAUUCAUUCAUUAAGUUAAAUUCAUCAUAAUAUUUGUGAGGCAAGAGACAGGCUGCCUUUAUUGAAAUAUGGAGAGUACUACAUGUGUGUAAUGAAACCAGCAGUGUGAGUGCUCACACACAAAGGGAGUAGAGAACCAGUCUUCCUGUAAAAAAAUUUACAGCGCACUCAUGGACGUGUCAUAGCUGUUCCUGUUGGCAACCUGUUAACACUGCAGCUCCUCAGAAAGUUUCUGUGACCACCUUCUGUGACCACCUGUUAAGUUUAGCAUGAGAGUAGUGUGAAUCUAACAGGAAUCUCUGUUCUCUUUGCAACUGAUUUUUCAUUUCUUCCACUCUGCAGUUACUAGUUUACAGUCACUAGAGUGAACACAUCCUUGAUAUCAUCUUCAUUCAGUUAAAAAUUGGGUUAAAUUCUUGGUUCUGAAUUGAUACCAGUAUAUCUCAGAUACACAUAUGAGAAGAAUUACAUUCUGUAGAAACGGGCUUUCCUUCAGAAAUGUCUGUUUUUGUGGCUUCUGUUUUGGUGCUUGUUUCUUGUUCCAUUUGUCAUUCAUAUUAUUUUCAACGUUUCGUUUUGGCUUAUGUCACUUGCAUGAAAUACUGUGAAAUGAAUGUUUGUAACAUACUGGUUUUUGGUCUAUUCAUUUUUCUUUAUUUGUGUCUAUUAUGAAAUAUCAGUAAUCUGAUACGAUAUUAUUCUGACAAAAAGUAAAUAUUUACAGUGGAUAUGAACCCAGUCCAAGAAACCAUCAUUGUUUUGAAAUAAAAGAGAAUCUACUAGAUUCUUUGUCAGUAUUA
Molecule: messenger RNA, 3162 nt
Organism: Acanthaster planci (crown-of-thorns starfish)
Lineage: Eukaryota; Metazoa; Echinodermata; Asteroidea; Valvatida; Acanthasteridae
Gene: orc2
Product: origin recognition complex subunit 2
Biological process (GO): DNA replication
Cellular component (GO): nucleus; nuclear origin of replication recognition complex
Molecular function (GO): DNA replication origin binding
Source: RefSeq, a predicted model, not a curated record